Messenger RNA from Kuraishia capsulata CBS 1993, 864 nucleotides. RefSeq lists its product as uncharacterized. The record is from RefSeq and is a predicted model, not a curated record. The coding region runs from base 1 to 864 and encodes 287 amino acids. NCBI's taxonomy places the organism in Eukaryota, Fungi, Ascomycota, Pichiomycetes, Pichiales, Pichiaceae. The transcript has 2 exons.
AUGUCUGAAUUGGAAAAAUUCAUCGGUGACUGUUUUCAGGAACUGGGCCGAAAUGACGUCUCGGCUGUUCAUAAUGGCCUACAGAAACUGGACAGUAUGAUAGCCGUUCUGUGCUCACGAUACUCUCUGUUGAUUUCCAAAAGGAGCACGCCUCCAGCGACGCGAUCUCGCAAAUCCACGUCCAAAGUGGAGACCCAAAGGUCUCAUAGAGCGGUAUGGAAAGUUCCCACGAUUGACGACGACGUUUUUGGCGAGUUUGUCAAGUUGCAAAAUGGGUUCGAACUCAACCUGGCCAGCGCGUUGCUCCAGACUCUUAGCAGGAUGAUCAUUAAUCCUGGAGAUUACCCUGCGGAAUCGAUGGUUUUGAUGCAUACCGUACUUCAGGGAGUUUUGUUGAUUCAUCCCCCUUCACGAAAUUUAUUCAGCCGCGAAUCCAAUCUCAAGCUUAUUUUGGAUUGCAUAGUUCCAGGAAAUCAACCUGUGGUGGUGAAGGCAGCGGUGCAAACUCUGGUUUCCUGCUUAGUAAGGUCCGUCCCGAGCAUUCGUACCUUUGAGAAGCUGAACGGACCUGAUAUUGUAUGCAGAUUAUUGAAGAAAUCGGAUCCAGCCGUGCCUAAAGAAGUCCAAGUCAGAGCACUUGAAUUUUUAUUAUUCUAUCUUGUGCCAGAGACAAAGUCAUUGAGAACGAGCCAGUCAGAGAAAGACACCACAGCGACGCCCAAGGUAGCCUAUGAGGACGGAUGUAUAAGGCGAAGCACCGAGGACAAAGCGUCAAUUUUGAGAUGUUACUUGCCGAAUGUUGACGAUCUGGUCAAGGAGCUUUACGAGAGCAAGCCUUUUGGCAAUAUGAACAUUGAGUGGUGA